AGCCAAGCUAGACGACGAGAGGUUUUAGGCCCCCGCUUAAACCCUCCUUCCUUCCAACACUCUCUCUUUGGAUCUUUCUCUAUUCUCUCGCGAAUCAUAAUAGUAUGUACCGAGUUGCUGCCGCCAUUGCUUCAUCAGUCAGGUCCUCUGCUACCAAAAAAUUGGUAUGCAGUCGUUUUAUCUCUAGCAGAAAUUAUGUUGCCAAGGAUAUCAAUUUUGGAACUUCUGCUCGGGCAGCUAUGUUGCUGGGGGUUAAUGAACUUGCAGAAGCUGUUAAGGUCACCAUGGGACCAAAGGGCCGCAAUGUCAUUAUUGAGAAAACCAAUGGGGCUCCUAAGGUCACUAAAGAUGGUGUUACUGUAGCCAAAAGCAUCAAGUUCAAGGAUAAGGCGAAAAAUGUUGGUGCUGAACUUGUGAAGCAGGUUGCUAAUGCUACUAACAUUGCGGCAGGAGACGGUACUACUUGUGCAACUGUCCUUACUCAAGCAAUUUUCACUGAAGGUUACAAAUCUGUGGCUGCGGGUGUAAAUGUGAUGGAUUUACGUAGUGGUAUGAAUAUGGCUGUUAAUGCUGUCAUCCAGGACCUAAAGAGCAAAGCAAUGAUGAUUAGCACACCUGAAGAAAUUACACAGGUGGCUACUAUUUCUGCAAAUAAUGAGCGGGAGAUUGGGGAACUGAUAGCAAGGGCAAUGGAGAAAGUUGGGAAGGAAGGGGUCAUAACCGUAUCUAGUGGGAAUACUCUGGAUGAUGAAUUGGAAGUGGUGGAAGGGAUGAAGCUAUCUCGUGGAUAUAUGUCCCCCUAUUUUGUUACAGAUGCGAAGACUCAGAAAUGCGAAUUAGAAAAUCCUUUGAUCCUUAUUCAUGAUAAGAAAAUUUCGGACAUGAACUCACUUGUUCGAAUACUAGAGCUGGCUGUAAAGAAUCACAGGCCACUCCUAAUUGUUGCUGAAGAUUUGGAGAGUGAUCCACUUACAAUGCUUAUUAUAAACAAGCAUCAAGCUGGGAUUAAGGUGUGUGCCAUUAAAGCUCCAGGUUUUGGGGAUAGCAGAAGAGCAAAUUUAGAGGAUCUUGCCAUUUUAACUGGGGGAGAGGUUAUAAGUGAAGAAAAUGGUCUGAGUCUUGAUAAAAUUAAGAUCCAUAUGCUUGGUAAUGCUAAAAAGGUUACUGUUUCUAUGGAUGAUACAAUAGUUCUCCAUGGGGGCGGGGAUAAGAAACAGAUUGAAGAAAGGUGUGAACAGCUAAGGACUGCCAUGGAGACAAGUGCAGCAAUGUUUGACAAGGAGAAAGCACAGGAACGGUUGUCCAAGCUCUCAGGCGGUGUUGCAGUUUUCAGGGUUGGAGGGGCUAGUGAGGCAGAAGUUGGAGAAAGGAAAGAUAGGGUUACAGAUGCUUUAAAUGCAACAAGGGCGGCUAUUGAAGAGGGCAUUGUGCCAGGUGGUGGUGUGGCCCUCUUGUAUGCUGCAAGAUCUCUGAGACAUCUUCAGGCUGCAAAUGAGGACCAGCGAAGGGGAAUCCAAAUAAUUGAGAAUGCCCUUAAGGCACCAACUCUUACAAUAGUCUCAAAUGCUGGCAGUGAUGGUGCUUUAGUCAUUGGCAAAUUAUUAGAGCAAGAUGACCUUAAUUUGGGAUAUGAUGCUGCCAAAGGUCAAUAUGUUGAUAUGGUGAAGACUGGAAUAAUGGAUCCUCUAAAAGUUAUUAGAACAGCAUUGGUAGAUGCUGCAAGUGUCUCAUUGCUUUUAACUACUGCUGAAGCAACUGUUGUGGACCUUGAAGGAGAGAAAAACCCAAUGGCAAAUCGUGUGCCAGAUAUGGAUGCUAUGGGUUACUGAUUGAGCAAAACUCGGUGUUUUUGGUCGUGCAAAUCAAAUGCCAGUGCAAAAUACUGGAAACUGGUCUGGGAGGCUGGAAACUUGUCUGUUGUUGAGCUGCAGUUAUGCUGCAUGCAAAAUGCUUCUCUUCAGCCCUUCUUUAAUGGAAGAAAACAGGAGCUCCCUUUAUCAGAUUGGGCAUGGAAAGAGUUAAUUAAUUUAUAAUUUCAAGAUGUUAGGGGAGAAAGGAGGAGUCGCUGAUGGUUGUUUCCUGAUAAUGAUGUGGCAUAGUCACUACAGAAUUCAAUAUACGAAGACAGAACUCUAUCAAGAUGUCAUUAGCUAAACAUU
Molecule: messenger RNA, 2159 nt
Organism: Coffea eugenioides
Lineage: Eukaryota; Viridiplantae; Streptophyta; Magnoliopsida; Gentianales; Rubiaceae
Product: chaperonin CPN60-like 2, mitochondrial
Exons: 18
Coding region: 105-1829 (574 amino acids)
Biological process (GO): protein refolding
Cellular component (GO): mitochondrion; cytosol
Molecular function (GO): ATP binding; ATP-dependent protein folding chaperone
Source: RefSeq, a predicted model, not a curated record